Molecule: messenger RNA, 6618 nt
Organism: Seminavis robusta
Lineage: Eukaryota; Bacillariophyta; Bacillariophyceae; Naviculales; Naviculaceae
Source: the annotation of a GenBank genome assembly
AUGGAGAUUGCUUUACUGUGGAUAGAACCUUCCAAGACACAUCCGCAAAUCCCUAUACUGGAUGUCGCAACAGGACAGGUCACCUAUGACUACUCCAUUGGACUCAUGGUUGACAUUGACUACUAUGCGGGCUGUGAUGAUCCCACCGCCAAUACCUGCACCGUUCAGGUUCAUGGAUACGGAACCUGCCAGAGCUGCGAGGUGGACAGCACCCAGCAGGUCACACUCAUAGACUGCAGCAAUCUGGGCACGUCUAUCUUCUCCUCCUCUGGUCAGCAGCAAUUGGAGUUUGUGCAUGAGUCUAUUCCUGAGUAUGACCUCCAGUUCUUCCAGCUUUCUGAUGAAUGGAAUGGCUGCGACAGCGCCACCACAGGCCCCAGUGUUACCGUCUCCACCUUCCCGAGUCUAGUGCCGGUCUCUGAUGCCCCAAGCUUUGGUCCCAGCAGUAGUAUUUCCAACUUUCCGACCUCCAUCGCUUCAGUGGGGCCAUCCCACACCUAUGUGCCAACUUAUACUGGAACCUAUGUGUCUACGGCCUAUGCUACCUCGUCCAUGAUUUCAACUCUCUCCCUACCUGGCGAUGUCUCCCAAGGGGACUGCUUCACUGUGGAGCGAGUCUUCCAAGAUACGUCUGCCGAUGCUGGCACUGGAUGCCGUAAUGGGCAGGUCACUUACUCCUACUUGAGUGGAGUCACAAGUGUGGUGGAAAUCACUGUGGAUUACUUUGCCGAUUGUGAUGAUCGAACAGGGGAUAGCUGUACCAUUACUGUUAGUGGAGACUAUGGAGAGGGAAUCUGCAGCGGCUGUCACGUUGAUAGCCGCAACAUGGUGACUCUGCUGGACUGUACCGACGUUGACCCACCAGUGCUUGCCACUGGCCAGACGCAGAGUGUCGAGUUUGAGCAUGAUGUGACCCCUUCGUACGAUCUCCAGUUCUUUGGACUGGAAAUUGGUACGAGCCUGUGUGAUGAGUUGACAUCAGUGCCCACUUCUAUCGUGACCUACACACCUUCCCAGGCCUAUUCCCUAGGGCCUUCCAUGGCAGUCACUGGAUCGUCUAUGGUGACAGAUGUGGUGGCUGGUGAUCCAUCUGUGGGAGAUUGCUACCUCGUUGAACGGGAAAUCCAGAGUACUACCCCCCAUCCUACCACUGGAUGUGUUGUGACUGAGCUGGAGUAUCGCUAUGUCAAUGGAGAUGGAGCAGUCUAUGAGGUGGUUCAUGUUGACGCCGCUCAUGAUUGUGUCAACACUCCUGACACUUGUACAAUUUCAGUUGAAGGAAAGGGAGAGUGUGAUGGAUGCCUGUACAGCAUGGGAGAAGUGUCGUUGACUGACUGUAGCAACAUCCAACCCCCUGUCUUCCCAAGCGGCAGUCAGAGUGCAGAGUUUUUUUAUGAUGGCUCUCCUGAGUCUCCAUAUGACCUCAAAUUCCUGAACCUGGCAUACAACGAAGAACGAUGCCUCAACUUUGUGGACACAGAGAUUCCCAGUCAAGAACCUAACACUUCAGAGCCUACUGCUGUCCCUCUGACUUCUGUACCCUCUCCGACUUUGGUGCCAAUUAGUGAUGCUCCCUCUGGCAUUGUGCGAUCAGUGUCAGUUCCGGCUAUCUUGGAUUUUACCUUCUACCAAGGGACUACAGACACCAACCCAACACCUGAGGAUGUUGCAGCAAUUCUGGAUCAAGUUGAACUGUUCUACACGGAUGUCCUACAAGGGGCUCUUCCUGGUGUUGUUGAGUCAAUCCAGGCUAUCUUGAGCACUCCUGGGAGGCGGCACUUGAUGUCAGUUGACUAUUCUCUCCACUUUGAUCUCAUUGUUUCCUUCUUUGAUGGAGCUGGAGUUCUAUCUGAAGAUGAACUCAUUGAGGCAAUGAGUAAUGCCAACUACCUGGAUUUUGUGCAAUCCUAUGCAUGGACACUACAGAACUCUGUUUUCUAUGAUACCGAGCAUGUUGCCUUCAAGGACUUUCUGGGCAGUUUGUCCCCAUCCUACACCAUCCCACCUAUCAGCGAGGCUCCAUCCUACACCAUCCCGCUCAUCAGUGAGGCACCCUCAUACACCAUCCCACCAAUCAGUGAAGCACCCUCCGGCUUUGAUGAGCAGGGAAUAUGUGAUUUCCCACCAGAGCUGCCGAUUUGGGGUCUGAUCCAGCCUGCAACACCAGACCCUCUUGCCUAUAUGAACUUGUACCAUGGGGACCCGAGCCAGGGUGAAUGCUACAGUGUGAAGGCUGUGGAAACCUGGAACAAGAUGGCAACCGAUGAUGAGUUCUACUGCUGCACCAACAGUGGUAUGGUUUUCUCAUACUACAAUGGCGGAACAGACAUCUAUGGAGUGGACUCUGGGUAUGAGAUGGAGUCUUAUGAAACUGUUGAGGUUGUUGUGACCCAAGACUGUGGACAAAGAGGCCUUCCCCCAACCUGCAUUAUCAAUGUGGAGAACGUGGGUGAAUGUAGCUCCUGUUUGGUUGAUGAGUCAAGUGGCGAAGUCAUCAUGGAAGAUUGCAGCAAUCUGGGUGCUGUCUUCCCGCCUGGCCCCCUUUCGAUUGCCUGGUAUGGAUUCACUGAACCGGGUGAUGACCCAGGCAAUAACUUUUUCCCCUUGACCUACGAUGAAGACCACUGCAACCACCCAGUAUUUUCUGGUGCUGGACCAAGUGAUGCCCCCUCUGUUGAAUUCUCAGAUGCCCCCAGUGGAGUCAUCGAGUUUGGAGCAUGUGAGGCACCAGCAGACCAUUCCUUGUCAGCAGUUGGCAUCCCAGCUUCACCAGACAUCUCAUUCCAUGACCAUGUUCAGGGUGAUUUGAACAAUGGUGAUUGCUACACUGUUAAGAGAGCUGUCCAUGGCAUGACCCAGACAUCGGGAGCUGACCCUGAAACCUACUGCUGCUCCAUCUUUGGCCGUGCAUACACCUAUUACAAUGGUGGUCUUGGAGCUGAUGGAGUUGAGACUGGAUUUGAUGAAGACAUCUACUAUAAUGUCACAGUGUCUGUGGUUGAAGACUGUGGCAACAGGGAUCUCCCCACCGAGUGUCUUGUUGAAGUUGAAGGAUAUGGUUCAUGUGGCUGUAGCUAUGAUGACAGCAGCGAGAGUGUACAGCUUGAUGGUGACUGCAACAGCCUUGGGGUCUUUGUACAUGGACGCCCAGAAGUGUCUCUCACCACCAACCUCAAUGAUGAUGAUGAAUUCUUUGGGCUCGGCUAUGACCCAGAUAGAUGCAUGCAUCCAGCAUUGAAUGUUGUCAGUGAUGCUCCAUCUUAUGUGCCUGUCAGUGACUAUCCAUCCCUGGUGCCUGCCAGUGAUGCUCCGUCUUUUGUUGCUGUCAGUGACCAUCCAUCCCCUGUGCCGCUCAGUGAUGCUCCAUCUCUGGUUGGAACAUUCUUGCUACCAUACAGUGAUGUUCCAUCCUUGAUUCCUAUGAGCCAUGCUCCCUCCAGCAUUGAGCGAUCAGUAUCAGUUCCUGGUAUCUUGGAGUUCAGCUUUUAUGAUGGCACAGUUGAUACAGUCCCUGAUUUUGAAGAAGUUGCAGCAAUCUUGGAACAGGUUGAACUAUUCUACACCAGUGUACUCCAGGGAGCAUUCCCUGCUGUAAUUGAUUCAAUUGAGGCGCUUUUCAGUUCCCCUUCAAGGCGUGAUUUAAUGUCUGUUGACUAUUCUCUCCACUUUGAUCUCCUUGUUUCAUUUUUUGGUGAAUCUGCAGUUCCAACAGAAGAAGAAAUGGUUGCGGUGAUGAAAAAUGUGAACUACGAAGAUUUUGUUCAAUCCUAUGCCUGGAAUACUGAGGUUCAUGGAAGCAGCACCAUUUUCCUCAACACUGAAGAAGUUGCAUUUGUUGACGUUCUCAGCAGUUUGACCCCCUCCCACAUCAUCCCACUCAUCAGUGAGGCACCCUCAUACACCGUCCCACCAAUCAGUGAAGCACCCUCCGGCUUUGAUGAGCAGGGAAUAUGUGAUUUCCCACCAGAGCUGCCGAUUUGGGGUCUGAUCCAGCCUGCAACACCAGACCCUCUUGCCUAUAUGAACUUGUACCAUGGGGACCCGAGCCAGGGUGAAUGCUACAGUGUGAAGGCUGUGGAAACCUGGAAUAAGAUGGCAACCGAUGAUGAGUUCUACUGCUGCACCAACAGUGGUAUGGUUUUCUCAUACUACAAUGGCGGAACAGACAUCUAUGGAGUGGACUCUGGGUAUGAGAUGGAGUCUUAUGAUACUGUUGAGGUUGUUGUGACCCAAGACUGUGGACAAAGAGGCCUUCCCCCAACCUGCAUUAUCAAUGUGGAGAAUGUGGGUGAAUGUAGCUCCUGUUUGGUUGAUGAGUCAAGUGGCGAAGUCAUCAUGGAAGAUUGCAGCAAUCUGGGUGCUGUCUUCCCGCCUGGCCCCCUUUCGAUUGCCUGGUAUGGAUUCACUGAACCGGGUGAUGACCCAAGCAAUAACUUUUUCCCCUUGACCUACGAUGAAGACCACUGCAACCACCCAGUAUUUUCUGGUGCUGGACCAAGUGAUGCCCCCUCUGUUGAAUUCUCAGAUGCCCCCAGUGGAGUCAUCGAGUUUGGAGCAUGUGAGGCACCAGCAGACCAUUCCUUGUCAGCAGUUGGCAUCCCAGCUUCACCAGACAUCUCAUUCCAUGACCAUGUUCAGGGUGAUUUGAACAAUGGUGAUUGCUACACUGUUAAGAGAGCUGUCCAUGGCAUGACCCAGACAUCGGGAGCUGACCCUGAAACCUACUGCUGCUCCAUCUUUGGCCGUGCAUACACCUAUUACAAUGGUGGUCUUGGAGCUGAUGGAGUUGAGACUGGAUUUGAUGAAGACAUCUACUAUAAUGUCACAGUGUCUGUGGUUGAAGACUGUGGCAACAGGGAUCUCCCCACCGAGUGUCUUGUUGAAGUUGAAGGAUAUGGUUCAUGUGGCUGUAGCUAUGAUGACAGCAGCGAGAGUGUACAGCUUGAUGGUGACUGCAACAGCCUUGGGGUCUUUGUUCAUGGACACCCAGAAGUGUCUCUCACCACCAACCUCAAUGAUGAUGAUGAAUUCUUUGGGCUCGGCUAUGACCCAGAUAGAUGCAUGCAUCCAGCAUUGAAUGUUGUCAGUGAUGCUCCAUCUUAUGUGCCUGUCAGUGACUAUCCAUCCCUGGUGCCUGCCAGUGAUUCUCCCCACAGUUCUUACACCAACGCGCCUUCCUCAGUCCCCUUGAGUGAAUCUCCACACAUCUCUUUCAGCUCAUCACCCCUCAGUUCUGUAACCAAUACUCCGUCCUCAGUCCCCUUGAGCGGAUCUCCUAUCAUUUCCGUCUCAGGCUCUCCCCACAGUUCUUACACCAACGCGCCUUCCUCGGUCCCCUUGAGUGAAUCUCCACACAGCUCUUUCAGUGCAUCACCCCUCAGUUCUGUAACGGAUACUCCGUCCUCAGUCCCCUUGAGUGGUUCACCCAUCAGCUCUUUCAGUGCAUCCCCCCAAAGCUCUUCCACCAACGCUCCUUCCUCAGUCCCCUUGAGUGAAUCUCCUAUCAGUUCCGUCUCAGCCUCUCCCCAAAGUUCUUCCACUAAUGCUCCUUCCUCAGUUCCCCUGAGUGGAUCUCCUGUCAGUGCCGUCACUGGUUCUCCUUCUGCUGUUUCAAGAAGCUUUAGCGUCACCGAUGAACCCACCACUGCACCACCUACAGAAACGACGGUUCCUACUCCUACUCCCAUGCCAUCCACGUUGACGUGCUACGAUGUCUUUUCCAAUGGCGCUGUUUCGGAAGGCAAGUGUCACGCCACGGACAUUUACUAUUGCAUUGAAUCCUGGGAGGAUGGGUGCACUGCCACCACGGCUUACUACGACUAUUACAACCAGGCCGGUGCCGAAAAGACUUCAUACCAUUAUAUUUCCGUCUUCUCGGCAACGGGUUGCGACCCAGUUGCGAAUCCGGGUCAACCUUCGAAUGACUGUUCGAUUGAUUCCUUUGAUGCUUCCGUGCACACUUGCAACUCCUGCGUGAGCUCUGGCGAUACGAUUACCAUGACGGACUGUUCGAACGUUGCCGAUACGUUUGAUCCUUCCGCGGAUCAGGUAAUUUCUUUUGCGCAGGACGAGUUCUUUGAUGUGAUCCAGACCGAUGCGAUGUGCAGUCAUUCCUCGGUGACUUCAUCGUCCGACGCUGGUUCGUAUGCUUCGUAUGGCACGGAAGACGAGGCAUCGGAUGUGACGUUGCCGUUGGAAGUGACGCUUCACUUUACGUUUUUCGAAGGCCACGGCGAGAAUCCCGACGACCAAUCGAUUCAGUUGUUGGUAGUGAACACAAUCAAUUUUUUCACGACCAUCUUGUUGGCUGACGAUGCGUUCAAGGACGAGUUGAAAGAUAUUGUGAUGUUGAGCAUCGACCCAGUGUAUUCGUCCGCAAGUCCGGAUGAAUUUACCAUCACCGUGACAGCGGACAUUGUGGUGCGAGGUACUCAAGCGUCGAAUGCUUCUACGGAAGCGGCCGCGACUGCGCUUGGCAACGCCAAUAUGACCUCGUACCUCCGUCAUUAUGUGCGCCACAACCCCACGAACCAACGCAAUCAGUUCUAUGAGGCGAGGAAGAUCCAAUUCAAGGCAUUUGGACACAAAAAGGAGGUUACCGGCACCCAAGUGAGGUAA